AUGAAAGAUUCUAAAGACGACGGCACCUCGGUUAUUCCCCGCAAAAUCAUCAAGCUUAGCCGUGAGGAGCUCGAAGCUGAAGACAGUGGAGCUCUUGUAGAGAAGGUUCUAUCACUGACUGAUCAACUCAGUCAAGUAACGGAACUAGCAAAAACGUUAAAAAGGCGUGAAACCCAAAAUCGUUUGCAAUAUCUUCAGAAAGAUAAGGAGGUCAAGGAUCUCAUUAAGGAGCGCAAUGAUGCCUACUACAGUGGAGUCAGCACGGGUCCUGCUCAAAGGGAUCAACUCCUCGAUCCGUUCUUUUAUGAAGCUUUCAUUGCAAUGAAAGAAAAAAUAGCUAGCAAAGACAAGGAAAUCGCUACUUUGAAGGAGACCGUCAAAGCCCUCGAGAGUGGCAAGGACACUAAAAUUCUGUACCAGUUCUUGGAGUCAAAGAAUGCGGCUAUAAAAAAAUUACGAGAAUACGAAAAGGGUGCUCGGAAAGUUGGACACCUGGAGAAUCGGCUUGCGUUAGCACACGCAGCCCUCCGCGCCAUCAGAAAGGAAAAGAAAGAACACGCUCAUGAAAUCACUGAAAGAGAUGAGAAAAUCGCAGAAUUGGAAAAGGAACUGUUCCACCUUCGCAAUGAUGUGACUGAGGAGGCUGUAUCGGAGCCUACUGAGUUGGAACCGGAGGAGGAGGUCAAAGCAGAAGUUGAAGUUGAAGUGGAAGCGGAUGCUAACCAAGAAGAACAGAAACCAGUAAUCGAGGAAGAGGAAGACGACGAUGUCGUUGUGUUGGACGAUAGCAGUGGUGUUGAUGUGGAUGUGUCGGUGUUGCACCGAAGCGGAGACGAAAGCGUUGUUGAAGGAAGUUCCACAUCUGGCGAAGAACGAUGUGUGUCGGUAGGCGAGAAUGGAGUGCUCAAGAUCACGGUCUGA
Haemonchus placei is the source of this 921-nucleotide messenger RNA. NCBI's taxonomy places the organism in Eukaryota, Metazoa, Nematoda, Chromadorea, Rhabditida, Trichostrongylidae. The record is from the annotation of a GenBank genome assembly.